UGGCCUUACCUAGAGUACAUGUCAGUACUCUGUAUAAUAUAUAUUGUGUCUUUGAGUGCCUAUGUUAGUGUAUCAUAGCAAGGCAUUUGUGUUGUUGAGAGUUAUGGCCGAGUGUACUCAGUGCUGACUCAUGCUGAUUAAUGCUCUUCGUCUGCUUUCAGAUUCACACUAGUGUCCUGUUCUGAGUAAUGGUGAUGUAUGAACUACAGGCGCUUCAGUAUUGAUUUAUUUUGUAGUUGAUCUACACAGGUUUCAGGACUGUGUUUUCUCUCAUAACUUUCAUAGGAUUUAAGGUAACUGGCAGGGAAUGUCUUGAAACAAAGCACCCAGGAGAUGCUUGGUUGUUUGCUUCCUUGCCUGCAGUAUGAAGUGAUAUAAGACUAUCAUUUGAGGUUGAUCUGAAUGAUGAGAAAGACUCCACUGGCCUGAAGUAGAAAUGUCCAAAAAGUACAUCCUGAACUCUGCUGACAAGGCGCUGAGUCCGGGCCAAGUUUACCUGGAGAAGGUUUCCUCCAGUGUACUCAAAGACCUCUUCAGCAGCGGCAGCUACAACGCCCUGCUGCAGGCGGAGGAACAAGAGAAGAGGAGUCCCAAGCACUUCAAGAGGCCGAAAACAUCUGUAAAAUGUGGCGCCACUGUAACAACCAGAAGAAAAGCCCAAGGCAGCACGGCUUCUAAAAAGUGUCGAGCACCAGAUGUUGGCGUUAAACCAGCACAGACAAACCGAGUCCUCUCAGGAAAUCUGUCCAAACCAGCUCGAAACAUCGCAGUAGUGGGAAGUACGAUGGGUUUGAACCCUCGUACGGCCCCACAGAUCAGGAAGACCCUGAGUUCCCCUCGCACCAAACUCCCCUCGCUGCACAAAGCAUCCGUCACACGGGAAGUGGAGAACACCAAGAGGCUCUGCAUCCUCUCCGCCAUCAAGCCGUCCAACGUGGAGAAAGAGAAGGCCAAGUUCUUCAAGUCUGACUUCAACUACAACCCACAGUUUGAGUACAGCAACCCGGUUCCUCCGCUGGUUCUGGCCCGGCACAGCAUCGCCUCCGAUCGCUUCCUCACGCAGGCGGUGAACAUCAUGGAGUUGGCUCUGCAGAGAUACGGCAGCUAUGAGAAGUUUGAACAAGCCACCGGAGGAAAUCUGCUGAGCAAGAGUCGCGUCUGCCACAACGUCAAGAAGUACAUGGAGAAGGAGGGCUGUGUGGGGGAGAUCGUGGUGCAGGUGACGGAGGACCUGCUCUCCAGAGCCUCCAUGACGGUGGUGAACAGCCGCCCGACCCUCACCAUCAACAUCUGCAGCGCCAGAGAGCACUGGCUGGAGGGGAUGCUGCGGCACGAGAUCGGAACUCAUUAUUUCCGCGGGCUGAACAACCUGCAGCAGCCGUGGAGCAGCGCGUCGGCCCGCAGGAGGCUCAACCUGAGGCCCCUGAACCCCACAGAGGAGGGUCUGGCCAGCCUGCACAGCGUCCUCUUCAGAAAGGACCCCACGCUGUGGAGAGCAGCUCUUCUUUACUACACCGUGCACCAGGCCAGCAGCAUGUCCUUCUGUCAGCUCUUCCACUGCCUGGGGGGCUUCCUGCAGGACCCCAACACCCGCUGGGACUACUGUGUGAGGGCCAAGAGGGGCCAGAGGGAUACCAAGCAGCCAGGAUGCUUCAGUAAAGACCAGGUGUAUCUGGACGGGAUCCUGAAGAUCCUGAGGUUCAGAGACAAGAUCAACUUCCCCCUGCUGAUGGCUCUGGGGAAGGUGUCUUUUGAGGACGUGGAUCGUCUGAAGGCGUCGGCUCAGAUGGAGAACGUGAGGAUUCCUCAUUUCCUGCAGGAUCAGAGCAGAUACUGUGAACAGCUGCUGAAGAUCAUGGAGACCAAUCAGCUGACAGACCAGGAGCUGAGGAGCAUCAUCUGACUCACACACACACACACACACACACACACACACACACACACACACACACACACACACACACACACACACACACACACACACACACACAGACUCAGACACACACACACACACACACUCACACUUACACACACACACACCCACUGCCAUUACCCAGCAUGCUGCACUGCACGUUCGUGAGGUACGUUAGAUUCUUCAGUGCCAACUCCUCUGAACACUAACAUGUCUUUACUGCAUUCAAAGAGUUUGAUGCCAAGUGUUUUAUUUCACAGUCUCCACGCUCACUGAGGUUUGGGAGGUUUUUAAAUGUUCCUUAGUUUAGAAAUGCCUGGAGGAGAAAUGUAGGGUUUGUUUCCAAAGCAGGUUACACAUCAGACGGCAGGGGACCAAACCUCUGACCCUCUGAUGCUCUAAGCCCAUUUCAGAUCCACACACUUUGUUCGUCUCUGAUUGAAUUCUCUUGCCGAAAGUUGACAUUACACAUGUCGUUAAUAUCCACGUAUCAACAGAAGGACAGAUAUACAUCAUCAUGACACAGUUUGUAAUACACAGAAUGCAUUAAAACACUCUAUAGUCUGCGACGAAAACGGUAUAAACAUUCCUAAAGUGUGCAAAGUAGCUGCAGAUGUUUUACUCACUUCUGACCGCUGUCUGUUAAUUAGAGCGCGACUUAUAACGGAUUAGUUUCAGGCUAUUUGAUGUUUGAGACUUAAAAACCUUUCUUUCUUUACGUUAAACCGACCACAUGAACAAAGACCUUUGAUAAAGUCCCCUGAAUGCAGUUCUUAUUAUUAAAGAGUUGAAUAAGAUGCGUGUCGUUGCUUUGCUAUGGAUGGAAGUUCACUGAAAACACAUCAUAGGGAUUUCUUCACGUCCUUUUCGUUCAACAACCCUUUAAAGUGGGAUCAAGAGACGCUGUGCUGUUCUAGUUUGUGAAAUGACUCCGUGCUUUCUCUGUUGGCCGAAGGGAACUAGUCUGUUGUCUUCUCUAACGUGAAAAGAGCAAACUGAGGGGACCAUCAGUCUUCUUUGGAGCCCGACCUGAGCAGUGACCUGAUGUGAAAGCUGCCUAACGGAGAGUUAAACCACAUGUUCAGAGACUUCUCGAUGCUUCACAUCUGGUGGAUUAGUGCAUGAAUAUUAAUUUGAGCAUGAGCCGUCAGAACAUUUCUAUAUUUAGGGUUCUCUGAUGAUCUAAGUGUACUUACCUGCUGUGUUACAGCCGUCUCCUCAGGAGGUGAACACGCGCCUGCCCUCUGUUCCCUGUGGACACUUUGUGUAGACACACGUUCUGAAACACUCCAGCUCCAGCUUCUCCACAUUUCCUGUAAAAACACAAACUCCCUGAAGUGUGAGCGUCUUUUGUUUUGAAGGUGACUUCCUGUUUGCACCCUGUCCUUAAAGCUCUGCACUGAUAUCAUGUUGGUGUCAUUAAUUAUACAUAUUUGGGUUUUAAAAGACAAACCAACGCCUUGAGGUGUAAUAGUUGACCUGAUAUCCAGAGUGGCUGUUGAUGGUACCGUUUACUGACUUGGUUUUCCUGUUUUUGUAUUAUUGAAGUGACUUGUUUGUUUGGGAUAUUUUAGAAUCUCUGAAUAAAACUCCCUG
Molecule: messenger RNA, 3508 nt
Organism: Notothenia coriiceps (black rockcod)
Lineage: Eukaryota; Metazoa; Chordata; Actinopteri; Perciformes; Nototheniidae
Gene: matcap2
Product: microtubule associated tyrosine carboxypeptidase 2
Exons: 7
Coding region: 437-1903 (488 amino acids)
Source: RefSeq, a predicted model, not a curated record